Papaver somniferum (opium poppy) is the source of this 1600-nucleotide messenger RNA. Its product is annotated as ELMO domain-containing protein A-like. Lineage: Eukaryota; Viridiplantae; Streptophyta; Magnoliopsida; Ranunculales; Papaveraceae. The transcript is spliced from 11 exons. The record is from RefSeq and is a predicted model, not a curated record. The coding region runs from base 445 to 1389 and encodes 314 amino acids.
CUUUGGCCGUGUAAUCAAUCGGAUCGAGCCAAUGCAGCUGGACAUCAAUAUCUACAUCCCACUGAUUCAUUAUUUGGCACGUACAAAUUCUACAGAGGAAGUGUUUGUUUUCUUUUCUUUCGUUUCCUCUUCUGUUCGUAUAUGCAAGAAAAGGAAAAGGCUAAAAUACUAUUUGUAUUGGAUCUUCUCUCUCUGAGCUUUCCUUGACUCUGAAGGUUUCUUUAUACGUUACUUAUAUGAGAUUUCUUCAACCAAUUGAGAAACAAUUUUAAGUCUUGAGGUAGAAUUCUUAUCCAAGUGCAAGACGGAUUUUAUUCUUUACAAGGGUUUUUGGUUAUUCUGUUGAGAGAGUUUUGUAAUUUGAGCUGUGCUACUGCAGAUUCCAUAAAAUAAAAUUGAAUAAAGCAAAGGGAACAGGUGUAACCUUUGAAUGCCAUUGAACCUAUGACAUCAAGAAACUUGCGGCGAAGACUCCACCACGGUGAUGUAGGGGGAAAAGUUCGUGAGCAUUUUAAUACAUCAGGAAUGGAAGAUUUGAAUGAGCCUUUGCUAGGGCAUCAUGAUGAUAAGCACUCAGAGGGACAAAAUCUCGAAGAUCUUUGGGAUAGUGAGCGAAGAAAGGUGCAAUUUCACUGGACGUUUGUUUUCUCCCAAUUGAUUGCCCAGUGGGCACAGUGGUUAGCUAAUAUUGUCAUUGGAUCCGGGUCGCUUCUUGGGAGGCUUAUAUCAUUUGGAUCUAACGGGCAAAAUAAGAAUACAAUGGCUUCGUUAAGUCCUUUGCAGGAAGAAAGACUGAAGUAUCUAAAGCAAAGGUUGGAGAUUCCUUUUGAUGGUGCUUGUGCAGAACAUCAGGAUGCGCUAAAGCAACUUUGGAGAUUAGCUUAUCCUGGCAGGGAGCUUCCACCUCUUAAAUCGGAACUGUGGAAGGAGAUGGGUUGGCAAGGUUCUGAUCCCUCCAAAGAUUUUAGGGGUGGUGGAUAUAUAUCAUUGGAGCAUCUCAUUUUUUUUGCCAAGAAAUACCCGGAAUCGUUCCAAAAUCUUUUGCACAAAAAAGAAGGGAGGAGAGCAGAAUGGGAGUACCCCUUCGCUGUAGCUGGCAUCAAUAUUUCAUUUAUGUUGGCUCAGAUGUUGGAUCUACAAUCAGGAAAACCUAAUUCUGUGUCUGGUAGACGAUUCUUAGAACUUCUUGGGAAAGAUGAAAUGGCAUUCGAUAAUCUCUACUGUAUAGCAUUCCGGAUGAUGGAUGCGCAGUGGCUUGCAAAGCGUGCUUCUUAUAUGGAAUUCAAUGAAGUUCUGAAGUCAACUAGAACACAAUUAGAAAGAGAGCUCGCCCUUGAAGACGUGUCCAGUUUUAAAGACUUGCCAGCGUACAACCUCUUGGACAGGUAGCUGCGGUGUAGCUUUUGUCUUCUUUAUGAGGCAAACUACCCGUUUACACUCCUUUUUUUCAAUCAUACAAGUUAUUUGGUAUAUCUUGUAUCUAAAUCUGUAUUAUUACAUUAUAAAUUAUAUUCACAUGAAACAAAAUGUACCUGCAGAAUAGAACACUGUAUUUCAAUUGACUAAAGAAAUGAGCAUUAGAAUGAAGAUAUUCCAUUUG